Molecule: messenger RNA, 1869 nt
Organism: Magnolia sinica
Lineage: Eukaryota; Viridiplantae; Streptophyta; Magnoliopsida; Magnoliales; Magnoliaceae
Product: probable auxin efflux carrier component 1d
Exons: 6
Coding region: 120-1472 (450 amino acids)
Biological process (GO): auxin export across the plasma membrane; auxin polar transport
Cellular component (GO): plasma membrane; endoplasmic reticulum
Molecular function (GO): auxin efflux transmembrane transporter activity
Source: RefSeq, a predicted model, not a curated record
CUCUCUCUCUCUCUCUCUCUCUCUCCAUACAAAAUCCAAAAUCUCUCCAUCACCAAAAACAAACACUCCCCACAAUCUCAAUUCAGCAAAAGAAGAAAAUUCAAAAAAAUAAAAGAAAAAUGAUAAAAUUCACAGACCUGUAUUGUGUUCUAAGUGCAGUAGUACCACUGUACGUGACCAUGUUCUUAGCUUAUGCAUCUGUGAAAUACUGGCAUAUCUUCACACCAGAUCAAUGCUCAGGAAUCAAUCGCUUCGUCGCCAUCUUCGCCGUCCCACUCCUCUCCUUCGAGUUCAUCUCCCGUAUCAACCCAUAUAAGAUGGACCUCCUCUUCAUAGCUGCCGACGCCGUCUCCAAGCUCCUUGUCCUGUUCGUCCUGUUCGCGUGGUCUAAGUUCUCCCGCCGAGGGACUAUCGAUUGGGUGAUCACCGCCUUCUCCCUCUCUACUCUCCCCAACACGCUCGUGAUGGGAAUUCCGCUUCUCAAAUCCAUGUACGGUGACGACAAGGAAGGACUCAUGAUCCAAACCGUCGUCAUGCAGUGUAUAAUCUGGUAUACUCUGCUUCUGUUCUUGUUUGAGUACAGAGCUGCUCGGAUUCUGAUAAUGCAGAAGUUGGAAAGAAGCGAAGAGAAGGCAGGAAUUCAAAAGGUUGUUGGGGGAGAGGAGGAGAUGGUGCGUGUGAUUGUGACUAGGCCGACGGUGGCAGUGGGGGUGAGUUUGGAGACAUCGGAUCCGGACUCGCAGAAGCUGCAGAGUGAUAGCAAGGUGGGGCCUGGUUCAGCACGAUUCAAGCCGGCAGAGGAAGACGGUAAAGAGCUUCACCUGUUCAUUUGGCGAUGCGGGUGCUGCAAUUCCGAAGGAUUUUGUGAGCAGUCAAUGCAAGUAUGCAGCAGAGAAGAGGAUACUGCUGCAGAAAAGGCAGAGAGCAAUGAGAAAAUAGAAGGCCGGAAGCCAAACGCGAAUCCAUCUUCAGUUUCAUCGAAGAUGAUGAGGCAGAUUCUGAAUAUGGUCUGGUAUAAGCUUGUCAGGAACCCAAAUUCAUAUGCAAGCUUGUUGGGUUUGAGCUGGGCUCUUGUAUCUUGCAGAUGGGGUGUUAAGAAGCCCCAAAUCAUGGAAAAUUCCGUCACGAUCUUGUCAAAUGCAGGUCUUGGGAUGGCCAUGUUCAGUCUAGGAUUGUUCAUGGCCUUGCAGCCAAGAAUCAUAGCCUGUGGGACUAAACUCGCUGCAUACGGAAUGGUUGCGAGGUUCCUUGCCGGCCCGGCUGUCAUGGCAAUCGCAUCCGUUGGGGUUGGGCUCAGAGGCACAAUCCUUAGAGUGUCCAUUGUUCAAGCUGCUCUACCACAAGGGAUUGUGCCGUUUGUAUUUGCAAGGGAAUAUAAUCUGCAUCCAGAUGUACUAAGCACAGCUGUUAUCUUUGGAAUGAUUGUGUCAUUGCCCAUCACAAUCAUGUAUUACAUCGUAUUGGGUCUCUGAUCGAAUUGGCCGGCAUGACAAUGUCCCGAUCACGGGCCACCGGAGUUCUGAUGGACCCAAUGAAGCGUCAUGAUUUAAGUACAGAUGUUAAUCUGGGUGGGCCAUUAAGACUCUGGUGACAUUCUCAAGAGUGCUCAUCAAGCUGAUUGCAAGAGGGAAGAUGGUUGAAUGCUGGCAUGAGCUGAAAUGCCAUGGUAGCAUGAGAUUUUAGUACCAACGUUGAUCUAGGUGGGCCAUGGCAACUGUUGCUUUUGAGAAUUUUGUUCUCUUAAGGAAUUUUAACAGCAAAAGAUCAAUGAAAAGAUGAGUAUUAUUUAUAUCUCUAUAUAUAUUUUUUCUUCUUUUUGGGUUCUCUCUAUGUAGACAAAAGAAAGCAGAAUGAUGAUUUGUUCCUUGA